This is a messenger RNA of Peniophora sp. CBMAI 1063, 921 nucleotides long. Lineage: Eukaryota; Fungi; Basidiomycota; Agaricomycetes; Russulales; Peniophoraceae. The record is from the annotation of a GenBank genome assembly.
AUGAUCCUCACACCACUCUCUCCUCAAGACGACGGCUUGUUACAGGAACUAGUCCGCGCGCUUCAACGCCCCCAAUCUCACUUUCCGGAGCUCACUAAAGAUACACGUUGCGACUCAAUCACUAUUCUCGGACCCAAGCCCGCAUGCUACGGCGAAGAACUUAAUAUGCCGCUAAUCCAAAGACCCGCAGGUGAUACGAGAGCAGUGCAGUAUAGAGGGGCGGCAUACCUCCCCCGCAAGUACGCUGGGGUACUCGUGGCGAGGGAGGCUGAUCUCGCUCGCCUUUCUGCGGGAGGACUCCUCAACGAUGUUGUAGUGAAUCUGGUCUUGAGGAUGUGGUGGAGCGAUCUGGGCGCCAAGAAGGCAGCGCGAUUGCACAUAUUCUCUUCUCAUUUCCUACCUCGGUUUCGCAAAGCAGGGUUCAGUGCGAUCGCCAAUUGGUUCCCGCAGAAUUUAUUUGACAAGCCGUACCUCAUUUUCCCUGUUCACGAAGGCGGACACUGGUAUCUGGCCGUCGCAUGCAUAUAUCCUUUUGUCAAGAUCUUCACGAUGGACAGCUUUUCCCGCGAUGGUGCAGCUGUUCCCCAUCAAGAGACCGCCAUCCGCAUCCUGAAUUUCCUUCGGCUAGCUUGGGACGCCUCGGUCAAUGGCAAGUAUGCACAAAGCGUCGAGCUUUUGAACAAGCGGGGCAACACGUCGGUGUCGUAUCAAGCAGUCAAGGUUCCACUUCAACCUAACGAUACAGAUUGCGGUAUCUACCUCCUCCAUUUUGCGAGGAUAUUUGCGGAGGAUCCCGAGAUAUGCUUAAGAGAAUGUAUGCACUCUACGACAACUUAUGCGCCAUUAUGGGAACGAAGAAAUGUUGUGGACUUGAGAGUUGAGCUGGCUACGCGCAUCAGCGAGCUGCGGGAGAGCUUGUAG